UGCGCGAUGGACCCUAGUAAUAGCAGCGGAUAUGGAAGGGGAUUGUCGAUCGCGAGGAGCGUCUACCUUGGCAUCGAUGUCGGCACAGGCAGCGCCCGCGCCGGUGUUUUCAAUCACUCCGGCCGGCUCUUGGCGACCGCGAGCAGUCCAUUGCAAAUGUGGAAGGAUGGAGAUUUCGUGGAGCAAUCGUCCACAGAUAUCUGGCAUGCUGUUUGUGCCGCCGUCAAGGCGGCUUGCGAGAACGCUGCUGUCUCGAGCUCGGAAGUUUGCGGCAUUGGAUUUGCUGCAACGUGUUCUCUUGUUGCUAUAGGGGCGGACGACAAUCCAGUGUCCGUUUCGAUAUCGGGUGAUGCGAGACGCAAUGUCAUUGUCUGGAUGGAUCACCGAGCAGUGGAUCAAGCCAAGCGGAUCAAUGCAACCGGGUCACCCGUUCUACAAUUUGCUGGUGGUGGUCUCUCGCCGGAAAUGGAACCUCCUAAACUUCUAUGGGUCAAGGAAAAUCUUCCGGAGUCGUGGGCGGUUGCUUUCAGGUGGAUGGACCUCAGUGACUGGCUUACAUACAGGGCUACUGGUGAUGAUACUCGAAGCUUGUGCACUACAGUCUGCAAAUGGGGAUACCUCGGGCAUGCUCAUCUUCAACAUCAAUCGAAUAGUGACACUGUUGCAAUGGAAGCUUGUGGAUGGGACGACGUUUUCUGGCAAGAAAUUGGUCUUUCCGACCUGGUGGAAGGACAAUAUACAAAAAUCGGGAGAUAUGUUGCAUUCCCAGGCCAUCCGCUUGGGAACGGUCUUAGUGCUUUAGCGGCCAAGGAACUUGGACUCCUGGAAGGCACUCCGGUGGGGACUGCUCUAAUCGACGCUCAUGCUGGCGGCGUUGGUGUUAUGGAGGGUGUUCCUUCCAAAGAUGAAAGCAUUACAGAAAGGAUGGUCCUAGUGUGUGGAACGUCAACAUGUCAUAUGGCUGUGUCCCCCGAGAAGGUUUUUAUUCCUGGUGUCUGGGGUCCGUAUUGGUCAGCUAUGGUUCCUGGAUUCUGGUUAACCGAAGGUGGCCAGAGCGCAACUGGUGCUCUCAUCGACCAUCUUAUAUCCAGUCAUCCUGCAUCUUCCGUGCUCCUUGAACGUGCAAAACUGCAAAAGACUUCUAUCUACGAGUUAUUGAAUGAGAUUCUUGAUACAUUGGCCUCCCAUCCUGACGUUCUUUUUCAAGGUGCUUUGACGAGAAAUCUACACUUGCUUGCAGAUUUUCACGGGAACAGGUCACCGUUGGCAAAUCCUGACGCAAGAGGUGUCAUCAGUGGCUUGAGCCUAGAUGAUGAUCCACGAAGUCUGGCUCUGCUUUAUCUUGCAGCUAUACAGGGCAUAGCAUAUGGAACGCGCCAUAUCGUGGAGCACUGUAAUUCUCACGGCCUUCAGAUCAAGACACUAUUAGCAUGUGGAGGUCUUUCUAAGAACAAGGUCUACUUGCAACAACAUGCAGACAUCACAGGAUGUUCGGUGAUUUUGCCAAGGGAAAAGGAAUCUGUUCUUCUGGGGGCAGCUAUCCUUGGAGCUGUUGCUGCGAAGAAAUUUCACAAUGUCAAGGAGGCAAUGGAAGCCUUGAACGCACCUGGAUUGGUAGUCGAGCCAUCUCGACAUGAUACAGUCCAGAAAUACCACGAUGCAAAAUACAAAAUCUUUAGAUCAUUAUACGACCAGCAAGUUGUAUAUCGACAACAACUGGAUGCCGUCUUAGGCUGCUAAAAUUCUUUCUAAUUAUCGAAUUCCACGAUGCAGCGUCGCGAUGUUUCAUAUUAUUGAAAACACCGCGCGCAUCUUCCAUGCUUCCACAUUUCCCAGAGCUGAUCAUGG
This is a messenger RNA of Selaginella moellendorffii, 1848 nucleotides long. RefSeq names its product FGGY carbohydrate kinase domain-containing protein. The record is from RefSeq and is a predicted model, not a curated record. Gene Ontology annotation, biological process: carbohydrate metabolic process. Lineage: Eukaryota; Viridiplantae; Streptophyta; Lycopodiopsida; Selaginellales; Selaginellaceae. The coding region runs from base 7 to 1740 and encodes 577 amino acids. Gene Ontology annotation, molecular function: phosphotransferase activity, alcohol group as acceptor; kinase activity. The transcript has 15 exons.